Didymosphaeria variabile is the source of this 1791-nucleotide messenger RNA. RefSeq lists its product as uncharacterized. Gene Ontology annotation, biological process: D-xylose metabolic process; xylulose metabolic process. Gene Ontology annotation, cellular component: cytosol. Bases 1 to 1791 code for a protein of 596 amino acids. Lineage: Eukaryota; Fungi; Ascomycota; Dothideomycetes; Pleosporales; Didymosphaeriaceae. Gene Ontology annotation, molecular function: D-xylulokinase activity. The transcript is spliced from 3 exons. The record is from RefSeq and is a predicted model, not a curated record.
AUGGCUGACCACUUUCUGGGUUUCGACCUGAGUACGCAGCAACUGAAAGGCAUUAUCGUGAAGUCUGACCUGAAGCUCAUCCACGAAGCGAAGGUUGACUUCGACGCCGACUUCGCAAAGUAUGGCAUCGAGAAGGGUGUACUCACCAACCCGGGCGAGGGCGAGGUUUUCGCGCCGGUCGCACUGUUCCUCGACGCCAUCGACCUCGUGCUGCAGCGAUUAAAGGAGCAGGGCGCGGACUUCUCAAAGGUACAGGGCAUCUCGGGUGCGGGCAUGCAACAUGGCACAGUGUUCUGGAGUAAGGAUGCCGAGAGCAUACUAGGGAGUCUGGACCCAGGGAAGACGCUGCUAGAACAGCUGGAAGGGGGUGCGAAGGGCGAGAGGAGAGGGGCUUUUAGCCAUCCGUUCAGCCCCAAUUGGCAGGAUGCUAGUACACAGAAGCAGUGCGAGGAGUUCGAUAAGAAGCUGGGGACGCCAGAAAAAUUGGCUGAGGCUACAGGUAGCAAGGCUCAUCAUCGCUUCAGCGGACCGCAGAUUCUUCGCUUCCAUCAGAAGUACCCCGAAGCGUACAAGGCGACGGCUCGCAUAUCGCUCGUAUCGUCCUUCCUCGCGUCCGUCUUCCUAGGCAAGGUGGCUCCCAUCGACAUAAGCGACGUCUGCGGUGCAAAUCUAUGGGACAUCAAGAACGGGCGCUGGAACGAAGAAUGUCUCGCACUCGCCGCCGGCCAAGAAGGCGUCGACAAUCUGAGGUCGAAGCUGGGCGAUGUGCCAGAAGAUGGCGGUGGCAGCUUUGGAUCUAUCUCGCCCUACUUCGUCAAACGCCAUGGCUUCCCAGAGACCGCCCAGAUCAUCCCUUUCACAGGCGACAACCCAUCGACCAUCCUCGCAUUACCACUCCGCUCCUCGGACGCCAUUGUUUCCCUCGGCACCUCAACCACCUUUCUCAUGUCCACACCGCAGUACAAACCUGAUCCUGCGUACCACUUCCUGAACCACCCCACAACAGCCGGUCUGUACAUGUUCAUGUUGUGCUACAAGAACGGUGGUCUGGCACGUGAACACAUCCGCGACGCUAUCAACCAACACUCAAACGGGACCGCCAAGUCCUGGGAUCUCUUCAACGAGACUGCACUCAACACCCCGGUCCUCGGACAACAGGAUCCGAAAGCCGAUCCCAUGCGCCUUGGACUAUACUUCCCACGUCCAGAGAUUGUGCCCAAUGUCAAGGAGGGAACAUGGCGCUUCCUGUACAAGGACGACACCGUCUCCCCUGUGCCACCUCAAGGAGCUCAAGGCAAGACUGAAGACGAGACGUGGCCGAUCCCCACAGCGGAUGCAAGAGCAAUCCUAGAAUCACAGUUCCUCAGCUUGCGCCUCCGCUCUGAGUCCCUCGUCAGUCCACAAGGCGAUCUUCCUCCUCAGCCACGCAGAAUCUACAUGGUCGGUGGCGGAGCAGCCAAUUCCGCCAUUGCGGAUCUUGCAGGACAGGUGCUUGGCGGUUCAGAGGGCGUAUUCAAGCUCGAUAUUGGUGGGAAUGCUUGUGCGCUGGGCGCGGCGUACAAGGCAGCGUGGGGUGUGCAAAGACAGAAGGACGAGAAAUUCGAGGAUUUCUUGGAGAAGAGUUGGAACGAGAAGGAUUUUGUGAAGAAGGUGUGUGAAGGGUACAGGAAGGGUGUGUGGGAAAGGUACGGCGAGGCCCUGAAGGGUUUCGAUCAGGUGGAAAAGAAGGCUAUUGAGGAGAAGGGGCAGGAUAAACUUACUAACCAGAAUGCUGGUCAAAAGGUCACCUGA